Molecule: messenger RNA, 3519 nt
Organism: Trichomycterus rosablanca
Lineage: Eukaryota; Metazoa; Chordata; Actinopteri; Siluriformes; Trichomycteridae
Product: NACHT, LRR and PYD domains-containing protein 3
Exons: 9
Coding region: 1-2661 (886 amino acids)
Cellular component (GO): cytoplasm
Molecular function (GO): protein binding
Source: RefSeq, a predicted model, not a curated record
AUGGAAGGAAACGCAGAGGUUCUUCACGAUUUGCAGACGCUGCAUAAAAACGCCCUGAGGAACGACUUGUUCCGGUCCACCCGGUCCAGCUCUCUCUUGGGCGGUCAGUCCAGCAAGGAUGUGAUCGUGAACGGGUCGUACGCCCCCCUGCUGGUCAGUAUCAGCAAAAGGUCACGUGAACCCUUCGAGUCUGUGAUCCAGCGGGAAUUCGCGGUGGACGCAGAGGGUCCGAAGUUGGUCCUGUGUGGAGGGCCUGGGAUGGGGAAGACGGUCGCCGUGGAGAAGCUGAUUUGGGACUGGACCUGUGGUACCCAUCUCCAGCAUUACACCCUCGUUGUUCGGUUGUGCGCCAGGGCUCUGGGUGGCACUGAAGCGAGUCUGGAGACGGUUCUCUUGGAAACCUGCGGGCAGCUCGGUGCAGAUCGUCUCGAGCUCGUUCUGAAUCAGCCUGACACCCUGUUACUGGUUUUGGACGGUUUUGAUCAGCUCCAGGAUCUUCUCCCAGACCAGCGCUCAUCCACGCCGUUGGUUUCCGACCCGAAGCUGCCAGCAGGCGGCGCUGUGUUGGUGCACAGUUUGCUGGAAGGAUCUCUGCUCCCUGGGGUGUCGUUACUUCUUACCUGUAGGGAAACAUUUCCUCUAGAGUCUGUACGGUGUGUUCGUCUCCUAGGGUUUUCCGACUCUCAGAGGAGAACGUUCUUCCAGCAGUAUUUCAAAGACCUGGAUGAAGCUGAGACGAUCCUCCAACGCUGCCAGCGAGCUGUUGGCAUGGGCGAGCUCCUGGCAUGUCCUGCAUUUUGCUGGAUGCUCUGCUGCAUCUGUAGGACGAGCGUGGAGCGGCACGGUAGUGUCCCGGAGUCGCUUAGCGAGCUCUUCUGCAUGGUAGUGAACACCGUCCUGCAGGAGCACAGGGUGACGCCGGAAACGGGAAAGAAACUCCUGUACAGUCUGGGCACGCUCGCCGAACAGGGCACAUCCCUUACCCACACCCAGUCUGAGCUUAUCAACUGUUCCCUGCGCCCGUAUCUAGGCCCCCCGCUCCUUUCGGCUUUCCUGCACGUCGACCACAAUGACGCCAAGUUCUCCUUCCCAUCUUCUGCACUCAAAGACUUCCUACACGCCGUCUCCUUUUACCUGGACCAGGACGACGCCGAGAUCCCUGCUGGUCAUCCCGAGCUUUAUUACACGUUCCUGGCCGGCCUCUCGGACCCGGCACAGCGACGGCUUCUGGAGGUCUCGCUCGGAAGCUUCAACAGCAGACGACUCUCAGAGUUCCAGCGCUGGCUGAUGGGGUCCGUCGCCGAGGUGUUGCCGGGUACGGACAGGUCGGACCAUUUCCGUGUUCUGCGUCUGCUCCAUCACUCGCUCAGCCCCACGCUGGUCAGAGGAAGUGUAGGAUCCUGCGCGUGGAGGUUAAUCGGUUACAAAGGGAUGGACGAGACGGACUGCGCCGCGCUGGCGUUCACGGUGCGCUGCCUCGGAGAACUGGAGAGCCUGAAUCUGUAUGGGAGCGCGCUGACCGAGGAGCAGGCCGAGAAACUCACCAUCGCCUUCCACCUCGCCGAGUCCAUCAAUUUAACUCAGAGUCAGAUAAACGUGGACGUGAUGAAACACCUCGCUCCAGCCACGAGAGGUGGAAGAACCACCGUCCUGGACCUGUCCUACUCCAAACUGGGAGAAGAAUCCUUCAGGAUCCUCUGUUCAUCCCUCGUCUUCUCCAACCUGCACACGCUCAAUCUGUGGAACUGUGAUCUUACACCAGAAUGCAGUGCGGCGCUCUCUGACCUGUUGAGCGGUUCUAAGCUGCGUGUGUUGAAUCUGGGAGGGAAUGAGAUGAAGGAUGAGGGAAUAAUUCAGCUCGCCGGCGCACUGGGGGCGUCAACGUGCCCCCUGCAGGAGCUCAGUGUGGAGAGCUGUUCUCUUGGUGUAGGCUGUGUGACUCCUCUGUGCUCCAUGUUGAUUGGCUCCCUCACAGAACUACAGAAACUCCACCUAGGCAGAAACAACCUGAGCCACGCCCACCUGGAGCUUCUGUCACACACACUCCAGUCUAACCGCACCAAACUACACACACUCAGUCUGUACAGCUGUGAUCUGACCGCUUCCUGCUGCUCCUCUAUAGCAGACGCUCUGCAGUCCAGUAACUGUGUUCUGACCGAGCUGGACCUGUCAGUGAAUGACCUCCAUGAUUCAGGAGCUCUGAUCAUCUGUGAGGCUCUCAGAUCUCCUCACUGUUUCCUGGAAAAGCUCAGCCUGACCCGCUGUGAGAUGACCGAGCGGGUGUUCAGCGCGGUCGGCAGCGUCUUGGUGUCUGGAGUUUCCCGGCUAAAGGAACUGGACCUGGGAUUAAACCGGGUAGGUGACGCCGGGGCCAAACACAUCUGGAGGGCCCUGAAACAUCCACACUGCCAGCUACAACAUCUGGAUCUGGAGAUGUUGAUGCUGACCGACGCCUGUAUGGACGAGCUGUGUGACGCCGUCACUUCCUGCAGCACCUUACAGAGUCUGAUACUGAAGAACAACUGCCUGACGGACGUUUCUGUGCCGCGGUUGGUCGGACUGGUGGAGAAGCGGCCGGUGUUGGAACUGAAUGUGCAGUAUAAUGACUUCAGUGAGGACGUGUUCGAGAUGAUGGACAGAUUCGACACCAUACAGUACUAACACGCCCGAGAGACUCGGACUGAACGCAGCUUCUGAUUGGACGUCUUUACUGCAGGAAAAUUUUCUACAAACUUUGUUUUAUUAUUAUUUUUUAUAUCCAGUAACAGACAGAAAUGCACCACAUGCACUCCAUAGCAACAAUAACAUGUUUCAUUGUGGAUUUGUUUUAUUUGUAUUGGUUAAAAGACUAUCAGUAAAACACGCUAGCUCACCACCGCUGCUGUCAGUCAGCCAGGCGCCUGCACAGACGUGAUUGGCUGUGUGUGUCUGAGGGAUUCAUCAUUAUUUCAGCAUUACUGUCCACAUCUCACUACAGACUUUAUCACAGACUGGACUAAAUAAUGAAGAACUCACACUUGUUAAUAAUAAAGAAAGAAAGUGUUAAUAAUAAAACUGAACGUUCAUAUCAGCGCUGCUCAGUCAGUAAAAUAAAGAUUAAUCAUGAAUUAAUGUAUUGAAUUAGUUAUCAAUUUAAAGUAGAAAUUCCAGACGACUUUAUUACAGCCGGUCAGGCUGAGAAAUCUCGUUACUGACCGUCCCAUAUGAACCCCGGGGCUUUACUAAUCAGAAGUAAACGUAGGCAGUUGUAACCUCACGUAUCACCCGCUAAAACAACCAACGCUGAGAUUCUGCUCGGGAGUGACGAGGAUGGACAGGAUCAGCAGCAGCUUUUCUCCAUGAGAUGAUCUGAGCAUGUGCAGAGUAGGCGUGAGAGUUCAAUGGGGAGAAGGUGCUGAGGAGGAGGAGGAGGUUCAGGAUGGAAUGGUCUGCUGUGGCGCCCCCUAAGGGGAGCAGCUGAAAAAAGAAGACGACGACGACAAAACUCGGUUUGAUAAAAAGCUUUUUAUUCCUAUUAAU